Xyrauchen texanus (razorback sucker) is the source of this 2274-nucleotide messenger RNA. RefSeq names its product serine/threonine-protein kinase pim-3-like. The record is from RefSeq and is a predicted model, not a curated record. Gene Ontology annotation, cellular component: cytoplasm. Gene Ontology annotation, biological process: negative regulation of apoptotic process; regulation of mitotic cell cycle; protein autophosphorylation. Gene Ontology annotation, molecular function: ATP binding; protein serine/threonine kinase activity. The transcript has 6 exons. NCBI's taxonomy places the organism in Eukaryota, Metazoa, Chordata, Actinopteri, Cypriniformes, Catostomidae. The coding region runs from base 285 to 1256 and encodes 323 amino acids.
AUCAACUGAGCGCAUCGAGAACACUCAAAAGAGCGAACGUGUGCAGUUAUUUCACAUUAUGGAUGAGCGUGGACAUUUGUGAAUAAUAAACGGAGUUUGAGAGCUUGUGGGCGAGGAAUCUUUUUCGUGGGAUUUUCCUUUGGAGUCCCACUCUUUAAACACAUUUUCAAGAGAAAUCGGUCUUCAGUGAAGGACGAAGUGCCGGUGUUUUCUCACGGCUCGGAGUAUUUUACGCAUCUUAAAGACUUUUAAGACUGAGCAUCACUUUGGGAAGACAACGGAAAAUGUUACUGUCCAAAUUUGGAUCUUUUUCCCAUAUUUGCAGCACGACUAACAUCGAUCACUUACCGGUGAAAAUUCAACUUCAAGCAGCCAAGAACGAAAGGGAGCCGUUUGAGAAGGUUUAUCAUGUGGGUUCAGCGCUGGGAAGCGGCGGAUUUGGGACGGUGUACGCCGGUACUCGGAUUUCAGACGCGUUGCCGGUUGCGAUAAAACACGUCGCAAAGGAGAGAGUGACCGAAUGGGGUACACUUAAUGGGUCGCUGGUUCCACUGGAGAUUGUUCUGCUGAAGAAAGUGGGAACUACCUUUCAGGGGGUCAUUAAACUCCUAGAUUGGUAUGAGAGACCCGACGGUUGGUUGAUUAUAAUGGAGCGGCCGGAGAUGGUGAAGGAUUUAUUCGACUUCAUCACCGAGAAAGGCGCGCUGAAUGAGGAUUCCGCCCGGGGCUUCUUCCGACAGAUUUUAGAGGCGGUUCGGCACUGCUACAGCUGCGGGGUCGUUCACCGGGAUAUCAAAGACGAAAAUCUCCUCGUUGAUUUACGCACGGGGGAUCUGAAGCUCAUCGACUUCGGCUCCGGGGCGAUCCUCAAGGACACAGUCUACACAGACUUUGACGGCACACGAGUCUAUAGUCCCCCUGAGUGGAUACGCUACCACAGGUACCAUGGGCGCUCCGCAACCGUGUGGUCUCUUGGCGUCUUGCUGUACGACAUGGUGUGUGGGGACAUCCCCUUUGAGCAUGAUGAGGACAUUCUGAGAGGACGUCUCUUUUUCAGGAGGAGAAUCUCUCCAGUGUGUCAACAGCUUAUCAAAUGGUGCCUUUGCUUGAGGCCAUCAGACAGACCCACUUUGGAGCAAAUCUUUGAGCAUCAGUGGAUGCGUAUGGAAGCAGACCCAGAAACAGAGAAUGGAAACAUAACGCUUCACACCAUCAGCACAGAAUCAAGCUCCAAUUCGAGCAAAGAAAGCCUUUGACAGCACUGGAGAACCUGAGUGAAUGGACUAUUUUGGCCCUUGUUCCCAGUUAUCUGGUUAUUGGGACUUAAAUUUAUGUUGCUAAAUGUCUUUGUUUUUUUCUUGCCGAGGGUGAGUUGUUACCCAUAGGGAUUGCACAAGCAGCAAUGCUUGUAACCCUAUCCUACUGGUUGCUCUUAUAGAGCUUGGACAUUUUUUUUUUUUUUAGACUAUCUUUUUAGUUUUCUGUGCCUUUUUUGGAAAGCUGCUUUUAUGGGAUUCAAGACACCAGGUGGAUUCUCAUGGAUUUUAGGGGAAUUCCCCUGAAAUCAUCAAAGACUUUAUCUUAUGUGGUGGAUCUCCGUUCCCCUCUAGUGGUUGAAUACUUGAAGUAAACAUUUACUACUCUUAAAAGUAUCUCUCUCUGCUGCUCUGCUGAAAAUUCAUAUUCAUUAUUUAACUUUUUUUUUUUUUCCUCUUGUUAUUUUCUGAAUGUCUUCCACUACCAUCUCUGUUGAUGCCACUCUCUAGCCUUUGCUCUGUAGAGACUUGAGUGACGUGUACAAUCGAUGCAAUAUUCAUGGACCCAUGCUGUCUUUCCGGAUUCUUUUUUUAAAUACAAGUAUUUGUAUUGUAUUUAUGUACAUUUUCUUCCAUGUAUAUUAUUUAUACUAUUCAUGCAAUACAAACAUUCCACAUGAAUAAAUGUGGCUAUUUAUUUAUUUAUUCAUUCAUUUUAUACCAUCUGCAAAAGGUCAAUUGAAAUUGUUAAUUGUGAGAGUUCCCCAGGCUUAUCUUUAGUUUAAACUAAAGGAUCAUAGACAUGCUAAAGCUAUCUAAUACUUAUACAAAAUAUAAGAUUGAAAUGUUUAGUGAUGCCAUUCUGAUGUAGUGUGUAACAUUUAGAAUCAGUUAUUCUCCAUGUUAAGUGGAAGUAAAAUGUGUUUUAGUCCCUCCACUCUGACAGCGUGGAACCUAUUUUUUUUCUUCUUCUUUUUUUUAACUGGUGAAACAAUUUUUUUUUUUAUAUUGGACACAA